CCAAUGAAAGAAGACGCCAUUUUUGACUUAUCUCAGCACUUAAAAAAUAUUUUUGAGACUGCUAGAGCUUUUUUUUCACUCAAGAAAAGUCAGCAACCUCCAUCUUUGCUUUGUUUUGCUUUUGCUUCGCUUUGCUUUGCUUUUGCUUCUGAUCUGUUGGUUUUUUUCCUCCUGUAAUCGGAAACAAUGCCUGUAGCAGAGAUCUUUCUCUCUGCCUCAGUCAAAUUGCUGUUUGAGAAGAUGUCCUCUUUUGCCUCCUCCAAAUUACCCUCCUUUGAAGGUGUUGAUACCCAGCUCACCAAUUGGACCAAUAUGCUGUCUCAAAUUCAAGCUCUUCUGAUUGACGCGGAGGAGAAGCAAAUGCAACAUCUAGCCGUGAACCUGUGGCUCGACGAUCUCGAGGAUCUAGCAUAUGAUUUGGAUGAUUUAGUGGAUGAGUUCGCCACCGAAGCUUUGCAACACAAGCUAAAGGCAAAGCCGCCCCAAGCUAGUUCGAGCAAGGUAUGGAACCUCAUCCCUCAUUUCAAGCCAAGAGAUGUUAUGUUUAAUUUCAAAAUGAAGUCCAAGAUUGAGGAGAUCAAUACUAGAUUGCACAAUAGUUUUCAACAAUGUUUGAAACUUAAUUUGGUUAAGAUUGUUGGACCCCCCACACCUACUAAGACUUGGCAAAGACCAGACUCUACAUCUAUAAUUGAUGAUCCUCGUGUUUGCGGUGUUUACGGCCGAGAACACGAUCAGAGUAGGAUAAUUGAGUUGCUCGUAAAGGGGGAUGUAUCAAAUCAUAGCAACGUUGGCAUAAUUCCCAUAGUGGGUAUGGGUGGGAUUGGCAAGACCACCCUGGCUCAGAUGGUAUACAAUGAUGAAACCGUGAAGAAGCAUUUCGAUUUGAAAGCCUGGGUCUGUGUGUCAGAUGAGUUCAACAUUAUGAGAAUAACAAAAUUAAUUCUCGAGUCAGUGACUGCCCAGACAUGUAAUUUUAAUGGCUUGGAUCAAGUUCAAGUUCAACUGCAGAAGGCUUUGGCUGGAAGGAAGUUCUUAAUUGUUUUAGACGAUGUCUGGAACAAAAAAUACAGUGACUGGAAUGUUUUGAAAAAACCUUUCAGUGAUGGAGCCCAAGGGAGUAAAGUUGUGGUGACUACACGUAACAGAGAUGUUGCAAGAACUAUGGGAGCUGUUGAACUUCAUGACAUUGAGGUCCUAUCAAAGGAAGAUUGUUGGUUGUUGUUUGCACAACAUGCCUUCGAGCAUAGAAGUAUUGAUGCAAAUCCAAAUUUGGUAUCAAUAGGUAAGGAAAUUGUGAAGAAAUGCAAAGGUUUGCCUCUGGCUGCUAAGACACUCGGUGGCCUUUUACUUGGCAAAGAACGAGAUGAGGAAUGGGUAGAUGUAUUGUGUAAUAAAAUAUGGGAUUUAUCACACGAAGACAGUGACAUUCUUCUAGCUUUAAGAUUAAGUUAUCAUCAUCUCCCUUCACAUUUGAAGCAGUGUUUUGCAUACUGCUCAAUAAUACCCAAGGACUAUGAAUUUGAGGAAGAGGAGAUAGUAUUGUUAUGGAUGGCAGAGGGUUUCAUUCCGCCAAAAAAAGAGAAACAAAUGGAAGAUAUAGGAGGUAAGUACUUUCGAGAAUUGUUGUCAAGGUCUUUUUUCCAGCCAUCAAGUACCAAUAAAAGCUCUAAAUUUGUGAUGCACGACCUCAUCAAUGAUUUGGCUCAAGUAGUUGCAAGAGAUACUUGUUUUAGAUUAGAGGAUAGAUUGAAAUAUCAAGAGCAGUGCAAAAAUAUAAAGAAAGCUCGACAUUCAUCUUACAUGCAGGAGUACCAUGAGGGUAUGAAAAAAUUUGAGAUCUUUGACAAAGCCACGCAUUUACGAACCUUCUUACCAUUUUUCUUAGAAUCUGAUGCAGAUUUUUAUUUGGCAAGCAAUGUUCCCCGUAAUCUAUUGCCGAAGCUAAAACGCUUGAGGGUGCUCAAUAUGAGUAGAUAUUGCAUCACAGAAGUUCCAAAUUCUGUUGGAGAUUUGAAACAUCUGCGGUAUCUUAACCUAUCCCACACCUCCAUUGAAGAAUUACCUAAAUCACUAGGCUCUCUCUACAAUCUACAAACAUUGAUGUUAAGAGAAUGUGGAAAACUGAAAAAGUUGCCAACAGACUUGGGAAACCUAAUUGAUCUACGUCAUCUUGAUAUUACAAAUGCACAUUCCUUAGAAGAAAUGCCACAGGGAAUAGGUAAGUUGGUUAAUCUUCAUACAUUGUCCAAUUUUAUUGUUACUAAAAACAAUGGGCUUGGGAUAAGAGAGUUGGGAAACUUAAUUUAUCUUCAGGGGACGCUUUGCCUAUCUGGGUUACAGAACGUGGUGGUUCCAUUAGAUGCAAGGGAGGCGAAUUUAAAUGUUAAGAAGGGGUUAGAUGUGUUAUCAAUGGAAUGGAGUGUUAACUCAGAUGAUUCACGAGAUGGAAGAGUUGAAACAGAAGUGCUUGACAUGCUACAACCUCACAAGAAUUUAAAAGAGCUCCAUAUCAAAGGCUACCUUGGUACAGGAUUUCCGACUUGGAUAGGAGAUCCUCUGUUCUCCAAUAUGGCUUACCUAAGUUUAGAAAAUUGUGGAAAUUGUGCAUCCUUGCCACCACUCGGACAACUACCCUCCCUCAAAAAGCUUUACAUUAAAGGAAUGAGUGUACUAAAGCAUGUCGGUUGUGAGUUCUACGGGCAAGGUGGUGUUCAACCU
Camellia sinensis is the source of this 2721-nucleotide messenger RNA. Lineage: Eukaryota; Viridiplantae; Streptophyta; Magnoliopsida; Ericales; Theaceae. The record is from RefSeq and is a predicted model, not a curated record.